This is a messenger RNA of Chilo suppressalis (striped riceborer), 1116 nucleotides long. The record is from the annotation of a GenBank genome assembly. Lineage: Eukaryota; Metazoa; Arthropoda; Insecta; Lepidoptera; Crambidae.
AUGAAGUGUUCUGGUUGUCUUAGCGUAAUCACCAAUGAGGAUUCUGUAACAUGUUCAGCUAAGAGUUCUAACAGGGUGCUACAUUUGUUUUGUGCAAAUAUACAGAAGCUAACCCCGCAGCAAAAACAGUGUUGGAUAUGUCCAGAUUGCCAUGCUAACGCAAAAAAGGGUGGUGAUAAUUCGAACACCCCAGUACGCUCGAGUGGAAACGUGACUCACCGCAAGAAAGUGACUGCCCUUGUGGGCAUUUCCCAGGACCCUACUAGCACCAAUACCCAGCCUUCCGGCACAACUAGCUUGGAAUUGAUUGUUUCUGAGAUGCAUCUGCUACGGCAAGACUUUGCAAAUUUGCAAACGGAAUUCGGAAAACGCUUUGAUCAAUUAUUACUGAGAUUUAGUGACUAUGACGCUCGCUUAAAAUCUUUAGAGGUAAAAGAAAAGGAAAACGAGCUCCUCAAGGCACAAAUGGCGAAACUCGAAGAUCAACUACAUAGACAGACUCUUAGUUCAUUGCAGUCGCAAAUUGAAAUUAUUGGUAUAUCCGAAACACCCGGAGAAAAUCCUUACCAUUUGACCUUGACAACCGCAAAUAAAAUUGGCAUCGAGCUUAAUGAAUCCGAUCUUAAUCACGUGUAUAGGGGUGGACCACGAAUUACAGAAGAUCAAACGGAAAAGGACUCGGUACGUCUGCCACGCCCCCUUGUAGUUACAUUUACUAGAAGAUUAAAGCGUGAUGAGUUCUUGAAAGGAGGGAAAACCAGACGCACGCUAGAGAGCUGCGACAUUGUUGGUGCUGGACCACAAAGAAAAGUCUACAUUAAUGAACGACUUACAUAUGAGGCCCGUCAACUUUUUCGCACCGCCCGAAACUGGACUCGAGAAAACAAAUACAAGUUUUGUUGGGUACAAAACGGCACCAUUUUCAUCAGGAAACGCGAGGGACGCGAGGGUAGCCCGCCUAUCCAGAUUCGCUCGUCUGAAGAUCUACACAAGCUGUCUGCGAGACGUGAUCAAGAGCGGAUUCGCUCGUCUGAAGAUCUACAAAAGCUGUCUGCGAGACGUGAUCAAGAGCAGGCGCAAGCGGACAAAUCUUCAGCAUCUGUUGUAUGUGUUUAA